AUGAGCGAGGCAGGCCAGGCCACCACCGCCGCCGCCGCCGCCGCCGCCCUCCCGAAGGCCCCGGCGGAGGCGGCCGCCGCGGCCCCCCAGGACCCCGCGCCCAAGAGCCGGGUGGGCAGCGGCGCGCCCCAGCCCGCGGCCCCAGCGCCCGCCGCCCUGGUCGCCGGGAAGCCCGGUGGCACCGCGGCCCCCGCCGGCAGCGAAGACGCCGAGAAAAAAGUUCUCGCCACCAGAGUCCUGGGCACUGUCAAAUGGUUCAACGUCAGAAACGGGUAUGGAUUUAUAAAUCGAAAUGACACCAAAGAAGACGUGUUCGUGCAUCAGACGGCCAUCAAGAAGAACAACCCACGCAAGUAUCUGCGCAGUGUAGGCGAUGGCGAGACGGUAGAGUUUGACGUGGUGGAAGGACAGAAGGGCGCAGAAGCCGCCAAUGUGACCGGCCCGGAUGGCGCUGCUGUGGAAGGGAGUCGCUAUGCUGCUGAGCGGCGUCGUUACACACGUGGCUACUAUGGCAGACGCCGGGGACCUCCCCGCAACUGCGCUGGGGACGAGGAGGAGGAAGGCGACGGCAGCAGGGAGCCCCCCGCCCCCGGCCGGCGGUUCCCCGGGGCCCGCAAUCAGCUGCGCCGCCCCCAGUAUCGCCCUCAGUACCGGCAGCGCCGGUUCCCGCCGCACCACGUAGGACAGACCUUCGACCGUCGCUCACGGGUCUUUCCCCAUCCCAACAGAAUGCAGGCCGGUGAGACUGGACAAGGGAAGGGUGGGGUCCCAGGGGGAGCACACCUGAAGGGACCCGCUUACCGCCCCAGGUACCGUAGGGGGCCUUCCCGCCCACGACCCGCCCCGGCUGCUGCAGAGGCUGGAGAUAAAGAGAAUCAACAAGCGGCCAGCGGUCCAAACCAGCCAUCUGCUCGUUACCGGCGUCCCUACAGCUAUCGGCGUCGCCCCCGUCCUCCUACCGCUCCUGCACAAGAUGGCAAAGAGACCAGGGCAGGGGAAGCACCCACCGACUGA
Messenger RNA from Cynocephalus volans (Philippine flying lemur), 1014 nucleotides. RefSeq names its product Y-box-binding protein 3-like. Bases 1 to 1014 code for a protein of 337 amino acids. Gene Ontology annotation, biological process: regulation of gene expression. Lineage: Eukaryota; Metazoa; Chordata; Mammalia; Dermoptera; Cynocephalidae. Gene Ontology annotation, molecular function: nucleic acid binding. Gene Ontology annotation, cellular component: nucleus. The record is from RefSeq and is a predicted model, not a curated record. The transcript has a single exon.